UGGCGUUUUACGUCAACCGGCGACUCCUCUCGAGCCCACGCGAUCUUUGGUGCGACGUCACUGCCGUCUGCCCGAACAAACAUGGCGAACAUUCGGUGCGUCAAGGGUAUGGUCGGCCUGGUGACGGGCGGUGCUUCUGGUCUGGGCCGGGCCACCGUGGAGCGCCUGGUGCAGAGCGGAGCGUCCGCCGUGAUCCUGGACCUGCCCUCCUCCGAUGGACGAGCUCUGGCAGCCAGUCUGGGAGACCGCUGUGCCUUCGCUCCUGCAGACGUUACGUCGGAGGCGGAGGUGCAGUCAGCGGUGUCCCUGGCCAGAGAGCAGUUCGGGAAGCUGGACCUGGUGGUUAAUUGCGCCGGCAUUGCCGUGGCCGUCAAAACCUACAACUUUAAGAAGGACCUUCCUCACAGCCUGGAGGACUUCCAGCGUGUCAUCAACGUGAAUAUUGCAGGAACCUUUAACGUGAUCCGCCUCGCUGUGGGUGAGAUGGGGAAGAACGAGCCGGAUGCAGAUGGACACAGAGGCGCCAUCAUUAACACAGCCAGCGUGGCAGCCUUCGACGGACAGGUCGGCCAAGCGGCUUAUUCGGCUUCUAAAGGCGGCAUCGUCGGAAUGACCCUCCCCAUCGCCCGAGACCUGGCCCCCAUGGGCAUCAGAGUCGUCACCAUAGCGCCCGGUCUGUUCUCCACUCCUCUCCUGGCUGGCCUUCCAGAGAAGGUGCGCUCCUUUCUCGCCCGCCAGGUGCCCUUCCCCUCGCGCCUGGGAGACCCCGCUGAGUUUGCUCACCUGGUGACAUCACUGGCCGAGAACCCCAUGAUUAACGGAGAGGUCAUUAGGCUGGACGGCGCCAUUCGCAUGCAGCCCUGAGACGGACUCUGUGUGUGUGUGUGUGUGUGUGUGUGUGUGUGUAUGUGUAUGUGUGUGGCUUCCUGGUGUAUUACGUUGUAGAAAGCUGCAUACAGUAAAAACAAAAACCGUUUUGUGCGCGAGGCUGUGAAAGUGUGUAAAAAUGAGACUGUACUUCAUUCAGGACAUUGCAGAACUUUGUGGACUCAACUUUGGUUGUUUUCUAUGCUAAUCCGGAUUAUAAUAAACCACUGAUGGGUUU
Xiphias gladius (swordfish) is the source of this 1105-nucleotide messenger RNA. RefSeq names its product hydroxysteroid (17-beta) dehydrogenase 10 (gene hsd17b10). Gene Ontology annotation, cellular component: mitochondrion. The transcript is spliced from 6 exons. Lineage: Eukaryota; Metazoa; Chordata; Actinopteri; Istiophoriformes; Xiphiidae. Gene Ontology annotation, molecular function: estradiol 17-beta-dehydrogenase [NAD(P)+] activity. Bases 82 to 864 code for a protein of 260 amino acids. The record is from RefSeq and is a predicted model, not a curated record. Gene Ontology annotation, biological process: androgen metabolic process; estrogen metabolic process; fatty acid metabolic process.